AUGUCAGUCUCCGGAAAGAAGGAAUUUGAUGUGAAACAGAUCUUGAGACUUCGCUGGAGAUGGUUUAGCCAUCCGUCUCAGAAUGCCACCAGCCCCGGAGUCUGGUUGCAACAGGAAGGAUAUGAGCACCGAGGGACCUCAGUUCAAAACAGGCUGAAGAAUCACUCCUGGGACAGGAGCCGGCUGAAAAAGAACAGCAGCCCUCUUCAUCCCAACCUCUUGGUGCCAGGACCCAGCCUGACCCCUCUACCCCACCAGCCGGCUUCUACCUGCCCCCAGGAGAACCUUCCCGUGCCUCUGCAGCUAUCCGAGGAGACACCAAAAACAACGGACAGCCCAGAUCUGGGCGAGAAAGGAGAGGGCCACAAAAGCAGCCAGGAGUUGCAGAUGAUUACAGAAGAGGACACCAAGGAGUCGGCCAAAAGGCUCUCCGUGAGCAGCUCCUCCUCCUCCUCUCUGGGGGUGAACAGUAAUGGAUCUGAUACCUGUUUCCAUUCCGCAAACCACGCCGAGGAAACCUUCCGCAAGAUGGAGAACUACCUGCAGCAGAAGCAGCUCUGCGAUGUCCUCCUCCUGGCUGGAGACCACAAGAUCCCUGCUCACAGGCUGGUUCUGAGUGCCGUGUCUGAUUAUUUCGCGGCAAUGUUCACCAACGACGUCCGCGAAGCAAAACAAGAGGAAGUCAAAAUGGAAGGUGUCGAUCCGGAUGCCCUGAAGGACCUUGUGCUCUAUGCCUACACAGGAAUGCUGGAGCUCAAAGAAGACACCAUUGAGAGCUUGUUGGCUGCAGCGUGUCUUCUGCAACUUUCACCAGUCAUUGAGGUCUGCUGCAAUUUUCUCAUGAAGCAACUUCACCCUUCAAACUGCUUGGGAAUCCGUUCCUUUGGAGAUGCUCAAGGAUGCACAAAACUCUUACAAGUGGCCCAUGUCUACACUAUGGAACAUUUCACCGAAGUCAUAAAAAACCAAGAAUUUGUGUUACUUCCCGCUGGCGAAAUUGCUAAGCUGCUUUCCAAUGACGAUAUUAAUGUCCCAGAUGAAGAAUCCAUCUUCAAGGCAUUAAUGACAUGGGUUCAGCAUGAUUUGGACAAUCGGCAACAGGAUCUCGGGAUGCUUCUGUCUUAUAUAAGGUUGCCCCUUCUUUCUCCGGAGCUUUUAGCUGAUCUGGAAAACAGCCCCAUGUUCACAACUGAUCUUCAGUGCCAGAAGCUCUUAAUGGAAGCCAUGAAGUACCACCUUUUACCGGAAAGGAGAUCCAUGAUGCAGAGUCCUCGGACAAAGCCCAGGAAGUCCACUGUUGGUUCUCUUUAUGCUGUGGGAGGCAUGGAUGCCACGAAAGGCACCACCACCAUUGAGAAAUAUGACUUGAGAACCAACAGCUGGAUACAAAUUGGGACGAUGAGUGGAAGGCGGCUGCAGUUUGGAGUUGCGGUGAUCGACAACAAGCUCUACGUGGUGGGAGGAAGAGACGGCUUGAGGACAUCCAAUACCGUUGAAUGUUUCAACCCGAUAACGAAAGUCUGGACUGUGAUGCCCCCAAUGUCAACCCAUAGGCACGGCUUAGGGGUGGCAAUGCUUGAAGGACCCAUGUAUGCUGUUGGGGGCCAUGAUGGAUGGAGUUAUCUAAACACAGUUGAACGAUGGGACCCUCAGGCUCGGCAGUGGAAUUAUGUGGCGAGCAUGUCAACUCCAAGGAGUACUGUGGGAGUUGCGGCCUUGAAUAGCAAGUUGUACGCAGUUGGGGGGCGCGAUGGAAGCUCCUGCUUGAAAUCCAUGGAGUGCUUUGAUCCCCACACGAACAAAUGGAGCAUCUGCAACCCCAUGUCCAAAAGGCGAGGAGGGGUUGGCGUGGCAACCUACAAUGGAUUUCUCUAUGCUGUGGGAGGCCACGAUGCCCCUGCUUCAAAUCACUGUUCUCGGCUUUCUGAUUGUGUCGAAAGGUAUGAUCCCAAAACCGACACUUGGACCACUGUCGCACCUUUGAGUGUUCCUCGCGAUGCUGUUGGGAUUUGUACGCUCGGAGAUAGAUUGUACGCCGUCGGGGGCUACGAUGGACACACUUAUUUGAACACAGUAGAAUCUUACGAUGCACAGAACAAUGAAUGGACAGAGGAAGUCCCGGUCAAUGUCGGAAGAGCCGGUGCCUGUGUGGUAGUUGUGAAGCUUCCAUGAUGAACGUCUUCAGGUAGAGCAAGGCAUCUACCUGAAGACAAUCCCAUUUCUGUGACGGGCACAGCCAACGUGCUAUACAACGCGAGUGGCAUACCUUCUACUUGGCAUGAAGAAACAGGUAGAUGGCCAGUUUACAUCCUGAACUUUGAACUCCUCAUUGCUGGAAAAUUUGUUCCCAGCUUAUCCCC
Messenger RNA from Thamnophis elegans (Western terrestrial garter snake), 2360 nucleotides. It is a transcript of the gene KLHL4, whose product is annotated as kelch like family member 4. The record is from RefSeq and is a predicted model, not a curated record. Gene Ontology annotation, molecular function: protein binding. The transcript is spliced from 12 exons. Bases 1 to 2172 code for a protein of 723 amino acids. NCBI's taxonomy places the organism in Eukaryota, Metazoa, Chordata, Lepidosauria, Squamata, Natricidae.